AUGGCUUCAAAGGAUGCUUUUGGGGACAUUGCGCCCUCCAGCAAGGCGCCAGUGGACGAGGAACAGGACCAGAUCUCGAAGAUCAAGGCCACGGAUCGGGUGAUACAGGGCGCCAAGGCAGCAACGGAGAAGGAGCAGUCCAUGACUCUGGCCCAGGCGGUCCGCCUCUACCCCAAAGCCAUUGCAUGGAGCGUCCUAAUCUCGGCCUGCAUCAUCAUGGAGGGAUAUGAUGUCUGUUUGAUCAACAACUUCUACGCGUUCCCCCAGUUCAACAGAAAGUACGGCGAGCAGCUGCCAAACGGCGAAUGGGAGGUGCCAGCUCCGUGGCAAGCCGGGCUCAGCAAUGGUGCUAAUGUUGGCGAACUUAUCGGUCUUCUAAUCAACGGCUGGGUUUCGGAGCGUUUCGGUUACCGGUGGACUGUCAUUGUGUGUCUGAUGCUCAUCAACGCCUGGACCGCGCUUUUCUUCACCGCUCAAAAUGUUCAGACCCUGCUGGCGGCUGAGAUCCUCUGCGGUAUUCCAUGGGGCGUCUUCCAAACGCUCACGAUUACAUACGCUUCCGAAGUCUGCCCCGUCGCCUUGCGCGGCUACCUGACUUGCUGGAUCAACUCUUGCUGGGGAAUCGGCCAGCUCAUCGGAAUCGGCGUCAUCAUGUCCAUGCUGAACCGGCAAGACGAGUGGGCCUACAGAAUCCCGUAUGCGCUGCAGUGGAUGUGGCCAACACCGCUUGCCAUCGGUAUCUUCUUCGCGCCCGAGUCGCCGUGGUGGCUGGUGCGCAAGGGCAAACUGAGCGAGGCCAAAGCCGCCCUGUUGCGUCUGACCAGCCUGAACCGCGAGACCGACUUUGACGCCGACGAGACGGUCGACAUGAUGGUUCAUACAACGGCUCUGGAGGAAAAAACCACGAGCGGUGCCAGUUACUGGGACUGCUUUAAGGGCCACGACCUGAGGAGAACCGAGAUUGUUUGCAUGGUCUGGGCCAUCCAAAACCUUAGCGGCAACUCCUUCUCCAACUACUCGACAUAUUUUCUCACCCAGGCCGGGCUGGAUUCCCAGGAUGCCUACGGCUUUGCGCUCGGCCAGUAUGCUAUGAACAUGGUCGGAGUAUUCGGGGCGUUUUACCUGAUGCACAAGGGCAUCGGCCGCCGGUCUCUGUACCUGUACGGUCUGUGCGGCUUGUGCCUCAUGCUGUUGAUCCUCGGCUUCCUGGGUCUCGUCCCUGAAGCCCACCGAAGGGAAGGAUCCAUUGCGACCGGGAGCAUCAUGCUUGGCUGGGCUUUGACGUACCAGCUUACCGUAGGAACCGUGUGUUACUCUCUGGUCAGCGAGAUCUCGACGCGGAGGCUGCAGAUCAAGACUGUCGCUCUUGGUCGCGUCCUUUACAUCAUUGUCGGUAUCAUUUGCAGUGUCCUGACGCCAUACAUGCUGAAUCCGGGAGCGUGGGACUGGAGCAACUUCGCCGGCUUCUUCUGGGGCGGCAUCUGCGCUCUCUGUAUCGUAUACACGUAUUUCCGUGUGCCGGAGCCGACGGGCCGGUCGUUUGCCGAGUUGGAUAUGCUCUUUGACAAGGGAGUCAGCGCUCGCAAGUUCGCUACUACCCGUGUUGAUGUCUUCGAGGAGGACAUAGACGGUGACUUUAUGAGCAAAUAUCACCGGCAGACCCAGGCCGUAGAGAAUGUAGAUGCUCCCCGUGGGCAGUAG
This is a messenger RNA of Parathielavia appendiculata, 1701 nucleotides long. RefSeq names its product sugar transporter. Gene Ontology annotation, molecular function: carbohydrate:proton symporter activity. Bases 1 to 1701 code for a protein of 566 amino acids. The transcript is spliced from 7 exons. Gene Ontology annotation, cellular component: membrane. The record is from RefSeq and is a predicted model, not a curated record. Lineage: Eukaryota; Fungi; Ascomycota; Sordariomycetes; Sordariales; Chaetomiaceae. Gene Ontology annotation, biological process: carbohydrate transport; transmembrane transport.